Armigeres subalbatus is the source of this 1286-nucleotide messenger RNA. Its product is annotated as pupal cuticle protein Edg-78E-like. Lineage: Eukaryota; Metazoa; Arthropoda; Insecta; Diptera; Culicidae. The record is from RefSeq and is a predicted model, not a curated record. The transcript is spliced from 2 exons. Gene Ontology annotation, cellular component: chitin-based extracellular matrix. The coding region runs from base 145 to 555 and encodes 136 amino acids. Gene Ontology annotation, molecular function: structural constituent of chitin-based larval cuticle.
AGCGAUGAAUUUUGCUGAACGAUUGUCAGUCUUAGUUUAGUGGUCACAUCAUUAAUUUGAUCUGUUAGUACAGCACACAGCGGCUCAACGGUAGCAGUCAGCUUAGAACACAGAACGCAGUUUCUUCAGCAAAUUCUAGCCAAAAUGUUCCGAUUGAUCAUCGUAUCCGCCCUGGCCGCCGUUGCCCUCGCCCAGAACCCAGACGCCGAAGCCCAGAUCCUCUCCUCCGACAGUGUGGUGAACCCAGAUGGAUCGUACGCCUGGAACUACGAAACGAGCAACGGUAUCCGCGCCCAGGAGGAAGGCGUCGGUGGUCAAUCGGCCCAGGGUAGUGCCUCGUGGACCGACCGCGAUGGAACCCCAAUCCAGCUGACCUACGUUGCCGACGUCAACGGAUUCCAGCCACAGGGUGCCCAUCUGCCCCGUGAAGGACCAGCACCCGCCCAUGUGCUCAAGACCCUGGAGUUCAUCCGGGCCAACCCACCCAAGGAUGACCCCAACUUCAACAUCCAAGCCCUGGAAGCCGAAAUCGCCAGACUGCAAGCUCUCCAGUAAACACCCCCGCGAGAUUCGUAACUCGCUAGCAGGACCUGUGCUCAUACUCAAAAAUAAUGAACAAAUCGCUAGGACAAAUGAGAAACAAAAUCACAACCCAUGGAUAAGUCGAGAAGGAUUCUUUUUUAAUUGAUGUAAAUUUGUUGUAAAUAUUCGCUAGUUUAUAAUUUACGCAUCAACACUUCCUUUGAGCAACACGUCAACCUAACCUUCUUUACAUGUAAAUCUUUGUACUGUUCCCAGUCAGCAUUUAAUGCGCACUGCAAACACGUGACAAACGACACCUCAAUGUGCCCAUAACCCGCAACUUGAUUACCAUGAAACACAAACACCAUCAUUUUUAAGCAUUGCGUGAUUAAAAAACUGUGUUUGGCAACAAUGCGCGAAGGAGAUUACAUUUGACGUUAAACGUCAUUACUUACACAAAACAGAACCGAUCUAAUCGAAAGAGAGAGAGAAUGAUAGAGAGAGGUGAAAGAGAAUAGCAACCCAAACACGACAUCGAAAUCAAGAGUUGAUACAGCAAUCGUGAGAAGGCGAUUAAGAGGGGAGAGGCGAAGAUGAUAUUAGAGCAGCUAAUAUUUUUAUUACCUUUUAAUUCUUUUUUUGUAUCUAUAGAAAAAAAAGAACAGAAACUCAGCUAAGGAUAGGAGAGGAAAGGAGAAGUUACUAUCUCAAACGUGACAUAACUUGUUCAUACCGUCAAUAAAGGAUAUUACUUUUAAAACCGA